AAGCAUUCCAUUAUCUUCAUUCAGAGCUGCAAAGCCUGAGAAGAAGCAAAAUCAACACGCACCAGCACCAGUCAGAUAUACAUAUAAAUAUAGAGAAAUCCCACUUCAGAGAGAUGUUGGUUUAGCUGUAAGGGAAGAAGGGAAGAAAAGGAAGAAAUGGGCUACUGUUGUAAUAAUUCUUUCCCAGCUAGCUCUCAUGUUCUUUUAACCGACUUAUCUCAGAGAUGGAAGUGCCCCAAGCUCCAAAAUCUGCGGCACAAAGGACAGUUUCAUGGAUCACAAAAAGCUUCAAAAGUUCUUGCCUUCUAUGGUCUGAAAGCCCCUCCAUAUAAACUUGAUGCUUUAGAACCACAUAUGAGUCGGAGGACACUGGAGAUGCAUUGGGGAGAGCAUCACCGAGGUUAUGUGGAAGGUUUGAACAAACAACUUGAGAAGGAUGACGUACUAUAUGGCCACACUUUGGAUGAGCUUGUCAAAGUAACAUAUAACAAUGGGAACCCCUUACCUGAAUUCAAUAAUGCUGCUCAGGUUUGGAAUCAUGACUUCUUUUGGGAAUCCAUGCAACCAGGAGGUGGGGACAUGCCUAGACUAGGUCUUCUUGAGCAGAUUGAAAAGGAUUUUGGUUCCUUCACUAAUUUCAAGGAGAAGUUUUUAGAAGCAGCCCUCACAUUAUUUGGCUCUGGAUGGGUUUGGCUCGUUUUGAAGAGAAAUGAGAGAUGUCUUGCAGUGGUAAAAACAUCCAACGCCAUAAACCCAAUUGUGUGGGACGACAUUCCCAUCAUCAGCUUGGACGUGUGGGAGCAUGCUUAUUAUCUGGAUUACAAGAACGACAAAGGGAAGUACGCGAAUGUGUUCAUGAACCACCUUGUGUCUUGGAAUGCUGCAGCCGCGCGCAUGGCCAGGGCUGAGGCCUUUGUGAACCUAGGCGAACCAAAAAUCCCCAUAGCCUAAAGCCUCUCUUCCUUUCUUUGCUUCUGCUCUACCAUUCAGCUGUUGGUCUGAUGACAUCUAGGGAAUUGUCUCUAAUGAUGUUAACCUGAGAGGUUGUCGGAUUGAAACCAACCUGAUGAUUUUAGUAUAAGAGGUUUUGAGUUCAAGCUAACCCGGCCAUUGUUUUGGGUUUAGAGGAGUAAUAGGAUUAGGUUUUGCAGUGUACUUGUCUGCUUGUAUGCAGCCUAACAAUUGCUUAUUUAUGAUGAAAUAUUAGUCAAACA
This is a messenger RNA of Vitis riparia (riverbank grape), 1214 nucleotides long. Its product is annotated as superoxide dismutase [Fe] 3, chloroplastic-like. NCBI's taxonomy places the organism in Eukaryota, Viridiplantae, Streptophyta, Magnoliopsida, Vitales, Vitaceae. The transcript is spliced from 9 exons. Gene Ontology annotation, molecular function: metal ion binding; superoxide dismutase activity. The record is from RefSeq and is a predicted model, not a curated record. Gene Ontology annotation, cellular component: chloroplast nucleoid. Gene Ontology annotation, biological process: superoxide metabolic process. Bases 157 to 951 code for a protein of 264 amino acids.